AUGUUCCCGGAUACUGCAAAUCAUGGGCUUAAUGCCGCCACAAUGGGUGUGCAUUUUACAGCAAAUGAUGAUCAGAGAAGUUCAAGGGAGAUCCGGGAAGGAGUUGACAUGAACGACCAUGACUCGACGAUCUUGCGAGAAAACGCGCGACUGAAACAGGAGCUGGCAGAAGCAAAAGACGAGUUGAACAGGUUGAGGGAGGCGUUGCAAGACAGGGAAGAACACAAGAAGAUGAUUGAGCAAGACGCAGAGUUUCAUACAAGGUACUGGUUACCUGAAGAGCAUCAGAGGUUCCUCGUCGGACUGAAGAUGUAUGGGCACAAGGAUAUCAAGUCCAUUGCUCGAUUUGUGGGGACGCGCAGCUCUACUCAAGUACGGACACACGCGCAGAAGUAUUUCAUGAAGUUGGAUAAGCACGGGAAAACUCUGCAAGAUCUAGGCUUGCCUGAGCGGCCAGAGCAAGGAAACUUGAAGGAUGAAUCAGGUCUAGAUGAUGCCGAUAGCAAAAUUUCGGACUCCAAUCCUCGGAAGAAGAUGAAGAUGAACAAACCAGACACCAAGGGAAGUGUAUCCCCAGCAAGCUCCCGUGACAGCAGCGAGGGCUCUGGCCAGCGGUGGCAGCCGAUCGCCAACGAGGGAGUUCUUGGUGUACCGAUGGACCACCAGAAUGGGUUUACAAACAACUUUGCACCGGCAGGUGCAGGGGGGAUCGCAGCCGCAGGGCUUUCUAUCCCUACGCACCAAACCAACGUACAUCAACAAGCGCCACAGGCCCAGCCCGCAGGAUCAGGAAAUGUUUUCAUGGCGAUGAACCCCGUUGGAGUCGUUGGAAACACAAAUUGCAUGGGAACCAUGGGUAGCGUCCCCCAGUUCUUCAUAGCCGGCGACACUGCUGCCUUCCGCUCGAUGCAGGCAAGGGCGCAGGGUCUUGGGGGACCAGCGCCUUCCAUGGCAGUUUCAUCACACAUGAUAGGAGGGAUGCAACCGGCACUUCAAUAUCCACCGAUGCAACAGCCUGUUGGCCAACAACCACAACAGGCGAUGGUUAACACCUCAACAGCAGCCCCCACCUCAACAGCAGCACCAGCACCAGUUCCCUUUCGGUCAAGCCCUGCCUACCUUCUGGCCAACAGGAGCAUAAACUGUGAAACAACUUUGACAAGGAACUUCUUGUUUCAAGUCGUGGCUGUGGCUCACUACUGCACCAUCAAGGCAAGCGAGAUCAGCUUCAAGACCGAUCGUGCGACAAACUCACCUAAGAUCAACUCCCAACUCAACAACAAGGCCUCCUGCGCUCCAGGAUCCCUCCAGGCGCUGUUCGCCUGCCCCCCUGCGUUCCAGCGGCGGCGAUUCUUUAGCAGCAUCGUUAGCAGGCCGUCUCGUUGCUUCCCCAGGAUGCAGUCGCUCGACAGCUCGCCGUUCCGGUUCUUCAGCAGGCUGCUGCAGAUUUCGGGGCUGAGAGGAGGGACAGCGUCUGAAAAGGGGGAGGAAGGGAGGAUGGAGGAGGGGAAGGUGCAAGGGAGGGCCAAGAAGAUGAGGAGGAUCAGCAAGGAAAAGGAGAAAGACACGACCAUGUUCGCCAAGCCUCGAAGUCCUGUCCUCAAUCCGGAUGUCUCCAAGUACGAGGAGGAGCUCGAGAGCAAGAAAGGGGAUCUCCAUUAUGCCUUCUUUGAUCCGGAGACUAAGAAGCCAAUCUUCCUCGAGCAAUACGUCUUGGCGAGCGAGAGAAUCAACCUCCUGAUGAGGGAGCUGGCAGAGUACCUGCAGGAGGACGACAUGGCGCGCACGAGGCUCUACCAGGUGGAGAUGGUUGCCAACACAGACGAUGAGGUUCUGUUGUGCAUGGUGUACAAGAAACCUCUCGAUGAAGAGUGGGUAGAGUGCGCAAAGAGGAUGAGCGAGAAACUCCGCUGCCAUAUAAUCGGGCGGAGCAAAAAGAUUAAGCAUGUUAUUGGGGAUGAUCAUGUAGUGCAAAGCUUUGAGUUCGACGGGAAAUCCUAUCCACAGAUUUGCAAGCAAAUGUUGACCUGGGCAAGAGAACAGCUGGGGAAAGAAGGGCGAAGAGACGAUGAUCUCCUUGAGCUCUAUUGUGGAAACGGCAACUUCACUCUUGCUCUGUCCGCUCUCUUCCGGAAGAUCCUCGCAACAGAGCUCGACAAGUACUCAGUGAACGCUGCAAACGCCUGCGCGAAGGCUGCCGAAGUUGACAACGUGGUAAUUCUUCCUCUUUCGGCGGAGGAGGCGACGGAGGCAGUUCUACGAGGGAAACAAUACCCGCAAAUGAAGGGGGUUGACGUCAAAUCGUACAAUCUCAGGACGAUCCUUGUCGAUCCUCCUCGGGCCGGCCUCGAUGAUGCGUCAAGGGAACUGGUGAAUGGGUUUGACGAGGUUUUGUACGUCUCAUGCAACCCUGCCAAGUUGAUUGUCGACCUUGAAGGGCUUCCAAAUCACAAGAUCGUGAGCGCCGCUCUAUUCGAUCAGUUUCCAUGGACAGAUCAUGCGGAGGUUGCGGUGAAGCUUGUCAAGAAGUGA
Molecule: messenger RNA, 2532 nt
Organism: Guillardia theta CCMP2712
Lineage: Eukaryota; Cryptophyceae; Pyrenomonadales; Geminigeraceae
Exons: 29
Coding region: 1-2532 (843 amino acids)
Biological process (GO): RNA processing
Cellular component (GO): cytosol
Molecular function (GO): rRNA binding; DNA binding; tRNA (uracil(54)-C5)-methyltransferase activity, S-adenosyl methionine-dependent
Source: RefSeq, a predicted model, not a curated record